Molecule: messenger RNA, 2647 nt
Organism: Entelurus aequoreus (snake pipefish)
Lineage: Eukaryota; Metazoa; Chordata; Actinopteri; Syngnathiformes; Syngnathidae
Gene: krt222
Product: keratin 222
Exons: 12
Coding region: 328-1905 (525 amino acids)
Molecular function (GO): structural molecule activity
Source: RefSeq, a predicted model, not a curated record
GGACAAAGGGCCCCAGAGUGCUGGUGAUCACGGUUGAAAGACCACAGGCCAAACAAGCACCGAUUGACAGUCUGCUGUGUCUCACGGGGACCAGCUGAUGAUGACCUCCGACACAGUGGGAGAAGAAAGUGUCGGGCAGCUCUGUGGAGUGGAAUGUGGCUAAGCUGUGAGGAGAGGUUGUUUGGAUUCUUGUGACCGAGUGACUUGGGAGACUUUUGCUGGCUUUUUCUGAACCACGCUUUAUCUUGCUUUAUUCACGGAAGGCCAAGUCAGCUCACCUGUACAGUAGACUUUCUUCAGGUAACCUUGGAAAUAUCUAAGAGCACCAUGGAUUUGUCGCAGAACUCCGGUCGGAUCAUGUGGGGACUGAACACUCGUUUGAAAGGCUUUCUGGACCAGGUGAACAGGCUGCAGGAGACCAACGAGCAGCUGGAGGCUCGCAUAGUCGAAGCGGGCAUGAGAAACGCGUCUUGUUCUCGGGGCUGGUCGGAGCAGGAAAACGCUGUGAAAGAACUGCGCGCUCAGGUCGGUCAACUCCUGAUGGAGAAUGCCCGGUUGGCCUUACAGUCUGACAACAUGAAGUCCAGAGCUGCAGCCAUCCAGGCCAGAUGUGAGACGGAGGAGUGUAACACCAAGCUUCUGGAGCAGCAGGUGGCUGUGCUGAGGGAGUCUAAGAAGACCACUGAGAAGAACUGCACGAUACUGCAGACUGACAUCCACAACUCCGUGACAGAGCUGCAGGAUGUGCACCAACAAUAUCAGGCUGCUCGGGUGCUGCAGCUGCGGCGGGCCGCCUCAUGUGAUGCUCUGUUAGCCAGGACCACGCAGGAAGAGGAUGGCGCAGCGAUGGAGCUCCCCAGACUCCUCGAACGAAUCAAGUCUCGGUGCAACCGGGACGGCUUCCCCGACCAGGGUGAGAGAAACCUCGGCCGGGGCUCGCGUUCGGUUCCCGGCUUUGCCGGAGCAAGCCGAUCUGAAGCUGGAGCGACCGCAGCACCAACAAGAACGACACUCAGUGAGGAGGAAGCGGCAUGGGCCCAGAUUAACCUGGGCAGCAAUGCUCUGAGGGAGGCACGGGCUGAGCUGGCUGAGGCCCGGAGGCAGUGGCUCGCCCUUCAGGUGGAGAUGGAGACCCUGUAUGCCUUGGAGAAAGGCCUGGAAAACUCCCUGCAGCAGAGCCAGCAGCUGUACUCCACCCAGCUGCAGGAACUUUCCCAGGUGAUCACUGGGCUGGAGAGCGAGCUGGAGGAGGUGAGGGGCGGACUGGCCACCCAGCGUCAACGCCACAGCCAGAUGCUCGACACCAAGAUAAGGCUGGAGCGAGAGAUUUCCACUUACAGAAGACUGCUGGAAGGGGAAGAAGGCAGGUACACAGGCCGCACCAGGCAGCCGAUGAGUCUACAGCCCUGGGGCUCAUCUUCGACAGAGUCUAAGGAAAACGGGCUGGAGAUAAGUUUUAGUGACGCCACAAUCACCCCAGAUGAACCAAAGUCAGAGCCACUGCCUGAAACUACUUCGAUUCUACCAGAAUACCACAAAUCAAAGGACGGUUCAACCCUCCAACGGCCACAAAGCCUUGUCAUACUCACAGAGCCGGAGCAAGACAGGGAAUUGGCGAUUUCCACUGUGAAAACUCAGGAGGUUCUCCAAGGUAACGUCGUGCAGGAAAGUGCAGAGGGCCACGGCAUUGUCGAGACGGAAAACAUCGACAGGGUCAUCAAGCAGUGGGAGAGCUCUUUCUUCAGGGGGAAUCCCAACCUCCGGAGGAAGUCCGUGUCCCUGCGCUUCGACCUGCACAUGGCAGCGGCAGACCUGGGCUGUGCUCAGACCAAACAAGACAGCCUCCCCGACGUCGAAGUGCGUCUCAUCAUGAAAAGAUCCCGCAGCGCCGCAACCACACCCUAACUGCGGAUUGGUACGGCGCCUGACGACCGCAUCUCCUGCCUUGUCUGAUGUUUCCAUAGGCCGGAUUCCGAAAUCGCGACAUCAAUUGACGCUGAAAAUGAAGGUUGGAUGUGAUUUCUUUCCACAGAACUUCACUCACGUUGGAAUAGCAUGAGCCAUACCUUUUUUUGGGGGGAGGCUAAUAUUUACAGCUUCAUACACCUCAGCUUCUGGUUGAAUUUUUGACCACUCCUCUUAACAAAAUUGGUGCAGUCCAGCUAAAUUUGUUGGUUUUCUGACAUGGACUUGUUUCUUCAGCAUUGUCCGCACGUUUAAGUCAUUACUUUGGGAAGGCCGUUCUAAAACCUUAAAUCUAGCCUGAUUUAGCCAUUCCUUUACCACUUUUGACGUGUGUUUGGGGUCAUUGUCCCAACUGCGCCCGAGACCCAACCUCCGGGCUGAUGAUUUGAGCUUGUCCUGAAGAAUUUGGACAAUUUACUCUCAGUAAAGCACCAGUUCCAGUGGCAGCAAAACAGGCCCAGAGCAUAAUACUACCACCACCAUGCUUGACGGUAGGUGUGGUGUUCCUGGGUUUAAAGGCUUAAUUGGGAUGAAUAUUUACGGCUGAAUACACCUCAGUGACGGUGCUCCAAAAAGAGACAUUUGAAUGCAUUUCAACUCACAAUUCUGGAUUAGAAAAGAUGACAGAAUCUGUAAGCAAGGAGUGCAGAAACGAGCAAGAAAAUCACCAUCCAGCGAAAAG